AUCUUAAAGUUAAUUGCAAAUUGUUUUGAGAUCUGAAGGAAUUUGAAUUAAGUGCAUGCCUGCAUUAACAGCUGUGUCUAACAUAAAGUUAAGAGUCUCAGAAAGUAGACAUAAUACGGAUUACCUGAGAGUAAGCUUUGGAAAGCUGUGUACACUGAGCAAAACUGACACAGAGACACUACAGACAAAACAUUUCAAUUUUAGCUGCCUUGAAAGCCAGAAAGACAAACAUGAUAGCACAGUAAGGGUCGCAAGUAAAAUAGUGUAAAAACAAGAAAUGAGUUAACAGAAAAACUGUAUCCUUUGAGGUUAAGGUUUAAAUUACUGUAAUUGCUAAAAUUACACUGGUGAAAAGUACAAACUUAGUGUGAGAGCGGCUUAGUAGUGAAUGUGAAAGUGAAAGUAUUGUUCCAAGUAGCUACAGACUGAACGUGGAAGAAUGUUCGAGCAUGUUCGAGUAUAUCUAUAUCUAUAGUAUAUCUGAGGCCAGAAAGGGUAGCGAGAGAGAGAGAGAGAGAGAGAGAGAGAGAGAGAGAGAGGAGGGAUUCAAGGGGGGGAGGCUUGCCCCCUCCCUUUGCUCCUGCGAGAAUUGUGCAAGAUAGCUGUAUUUCUUUUUCUUUCUUUUUUUAAUGUGUGAGAGGAGCUUGACUGAUCGCUGUUGUUUUAAAUGAGUAGUGGUAAUAUCUCUCAAGCUCAGUGCAUUAUAUCAUUAUAUUUUUAUAUUUUUGUUUGUGAGUUAAAAGUUCGGGAAAUGGGGUAAGAGAAAACAAGGCAAGUGAUGAGGGGCAGACAAACUGUUGUGCAGGACCGAGACAAACACACACGUGCACACACACAGGAGACAAGCUAGGGGUUGAGAUGACAUUUGGGAGUAGGGAAGUAGAAGGAAGUAGAAGAACAGAGGAAUGUGUGUGUCUGCGUGUGAGGUAGUGGCGGUGGGUGGGUGUUACGUUUGAGGUAAACAGAAAGGGAGCUAUGAUCUCUGUGUACCUACUCUGGUCAAUAUCCAGUGUUAAUAAAGUGGACUAAAGGACAACACAUACCUUGGAUACUUUAGCAAAAUCUCAACCUUGAGGGACUGAUCCUUUGGAUAAACAGCACUGCAAGUAAGAGAAAAUGAUGUGAUCACUCAACAUCAGCAUGAAGCAGUUUCUUCACACUGUACAACCUUGGACUGAUAGAUAAACAGAAACACCUGAAGAGUAACAAAUAUAAAAGACCACCACAGCAACUUUCAGUGAGGAGAUGUCAGUCUUGCUUAAUACCAGUGCCUCCUUCAGCUCCGAGCAGGAGCUUCUGGACCUGCAGGACCGCCCUCUCAGGGGGUGUCCCUCUUUGGAUACCCCCAGCCCCCUGGACUCCCAGAUUGACAGCCUAGUAAGCUCAAGCCCCAGAAGCCCAGGCAGCUCUGGAACUGAUGGCCCUGUUGAGUCCCACGUUUUCACUGUGGCUCCCCAUACAGAGACUCCCAAAGAGUUGAAGUUGAUCUCCACUCACUCAGAUCAGCUUUGUGGCUGGGGGGCACUGAAGCCUAAAGCUAUCCAAGUCUUCAACACCCCUCAUUGGGUGCUAUUUUUCCUUUGCGUGGCCUCUUUCCUACAGGGGAUGAUAAUCAAUGGCUUCAUUAACACAGUGGUCACCUCCAUUGAGAGGCGUUUUGACCUGCACAGCUACCAGACUGGUCUCAUCGCCAGCUCCUAUGACAUUGCUGCCUGUGGCUGCCUAGUCUUCGUCAGCUACUUUGGUGGCAUGGGCCAUAAGCCUCACUGGCUAGGAUGGGGUGUGCUGAUCAUGGCACUUGGUUCUCUAGUCUUUGCCUUGCCUCACUUCACCACACCCCACUACCACGUGAGUCUAUCUGAGCAAACAGUAAUGUGCUCUGCCAAAAAUACCAACCCAUGCUGGGACAAGGAGGGCCGAGGAUUGUCCAACUAUCGUUUGGUGUUCAUGCUGGGCCAGUUUCUACACGGUGUGGGUGCUACGCCACUCUACACAUUAGGGGUCACAUACCUGGAUGAGAAUGUGAAGUCCAGCUACGCACCUGUUUAUAUUGGGAUUUUCUACACAGCAGCCAUUGUGGGUCCAGCAGCAGGCUACCUGUUGGGAGGAUACUUCCUCAACAUUUACACAGAAGUCCAGAUGACGACAGAGAUGACCCCAGAGAACCCUCUGUGGGUUGGGGCUUGGUGGAUUGGCUUUCUAGCAGGAGGAGCAGCAGCUCUGCUGACAGCAUUCCCCAUCCUGGGCUACCCACGUCAGCUACCGGGCGCUCAGGAGCAUGUAGCCAUGAGGGUGUCAGAAGUCCACCAGUUUAAGGACGGAAGCCACACCGCAGCCUCAGAACCUCGGUUUGGCAAAUCAGUCAGAGACAUGCCAAGAUCUGUGCUGCUCCUCUUAAAGAAUCCCACCUUCCUGUUCCUGUGCUUGGCUGGGGCUACUGAGGCCACCCUCAUUGCUGGCAUGUCCACUUUUGGUCCGAAGUUCAUAGAGUCACAGUUAAAUCUCAGUGCAUCAGAGGCUGCCACGUGGUUUGGAUGUAUGGUGGUACCAGCAGGAGGUGGUGGCACCUUACUGGGUGGCUACAUUGUAAAAAAAUUGAACCUACGCUGUCGAGGCAUCAUCCGGUUCAGCCUGAUAUGUACAAUGGUCAGUCUGUUCGCUAUCUUCGUCUUUCUCAUCCACUGCCCCAACGUGCCCAUGGCUGGUGUCACAGUACCAUACCAGUCUGGUUUGAUGGAAGAGCAUCAACUGGAUCAGUAUAACCAGCGCUCUUCUUUGGUGGAGAACCUGACAGUGGGCUGUAAUGCAGGGUGUAACUGUGUCAGAGAGCUGUACAGUCCAGUGUGUGGGGCAGAUGGCGUGAUGUAUUACUCCCCCUGCCACGCUGGGUGCAGCUUCAUCAACCACACUCAACUCUCCACAGGCAAACAGGUGUAUUCUGGAUGUAGCUGUGUGGUGGGUAAUGUCUCCUGGGGUGAGGAGGGCUUUGCAGUGGAGGGAAAGUGUGGCAGCUCCUGCCGCCACAUGCCCAUCUUCCUCUCCUUCAUCUUCAUCGUUAUCUUCUUCACCUUUCUCUGUAGCAUCCCAGCACUCACCGCCACACUCAGGUGUGUGUCAGACAGUCAGAAGUCCUUUGGACUUGGCAUCCAGUGGAUUGUGGUGCGCACACUUGGUAGUAUUCCAGGACCCAUAGCAUUUGGCUCUCUGAUUGACAUUUCCUGCUUACUGUGGCAGGAUCAGUGUGGUGAGCAGGGCUCCUGCUACCUCUAUCAGAAUUCAGCCAUGGGCCAAUACACACUAAUAGCUGGCAUCAUUUAUAAGGUUCUGGGGACAGUCUUUUUUCUGUUGGCGAGUAUCUUGUACCAGCCUCCUCCUGAAUCACCUCAAAGCCACCUCAAAGAGACCACUGACAAUGGGGUAGGGGACGUGAGUGACCUGCCCAUCAAAGACCUUCCUGAGGAUGGUGUCAUUGUCAACAGGCACACCAGGCUUUGAUGUCUGAGAUGCCAUGGCUAUGUCUGUGACUGUAUGCAUGAGACAUAUGUGGCUGAGUGGUGAUGGGCAGUGCCUCUCUAUAUCAACAG
Molecule: messenger RNA, 3584 nt
Organism: Scatophagus argus
Lineage: Eukaryota; Metazoa; Chordata; Actinopteri; Scatophagidae
Gene: slco4a1
Product: solute carrier organic anion transporter family, member 4A1
Exons: 13
Coding region: 1246-3495 (749 amino acids)
Biological process (GO): transmembrane transport; sodium-independent organic anion transport
Cellular component (GO): membrane
Molecular function (GO): protein binding
Source: RefSeq, a predicted model, not a curated record